AUGUCUACUUCCAUUCUUGUCACUAUUCAACAAGGGAUAACGCGAUAUGUUAUGCCAAUAAUGAUUACAAUAGCUAAUUUAAGCAAUAUUUUUUCAAUUCUUAGCUUCUUACAAAAACAUCAACGAUCAAAUUCAUGUUCUAUUUAUCUUGUUUUCGCAGCAACAUUUUCAAUUGUUUCAAUCAAUUGGGCUCUAAUACCAACCAUAUAUGCACUCAAUAAUCCUCCUGAUCCAUUUAGUCAAUCACUUAUUCUUUGUCGUCUUCGAGGUUAUAUUCUUCAAAUAGCCAAUAAUCUCUAUCGAACAUAUCUCAUAUUGGCAUGUAUGGAUCGAUAUGCAACAUCGAGUCCUUCUGCUCGAAUUCGUAGAUGGUCAACGAAGAAAAUUGCUGGGAGAGCAAUUGUUAUUACUAUAAUUGCGUGGAUACUAAUACCAACUCAUCUUCUGAUCUGGGAAACAAUCGAAAACUCAAAAUGUUCAGCAUUCGGAACUUAUGCUACAGUGUAUACGAUCUACUUACUUAUCGUCAUUUUUGCACCUCUUUGUCUUAUCAGUUUGUUUGGUUUUUUAACAUUACAUAAUCUGAAAAGAUUGCACAGUCAUGUUACUCAUUCCAAUGUGAAUACUAUUAUAACUGUAUCAGAAAAAAGAAGAAAACGUGAUAUUGAUUUACAAAGGAUGAUUUUAAUGGAAGUAUUUGUCUAUCUUAUACUUACAUCGGGUUAUCCAAUAGUCUUUCUUUAUACAACACUGACUGCAAAUAUCACAAAUAAAAGUAUCAUAUGUCUCCAAAUUGAAUCAUUUGUUUCAUUCAUGACAAAUUCUUUUCUUCAAUAUCUAAAUAGUGGUUCUCGAUUCUUUAUCUACUUUUUUACUUCUCAUACAUUUCGUGGUGAAGUCAAGAAAUUUAUAUUGAUCCAUCGAUAUGAUAAUACCAUUCAUACUGCACUUGUUGUUGGUAUUCAACAACGACUCACUUGA
Adineta steineri is the source of this 981-nucleotide messenger RNA. The record is from the annotation of a GenBank genome assembly. Lineage: Eukaryota; Metazoa; Rotifera; Eurotatoria; Adinetida; Adinetidae.